Trypanosoma rangeli is the source of this 1995-nucleotide messenger RNA. RefSeq names its product SNF2 DNA repair protein. Lineage: Eukaryota; Euglenozoa; Kinetoplastea; Trypanosomatida; Trypanosomatidae. The record is from RefSeq and is a predicted model, not a curated record. The coding region runs from base 1 to 1995 and encodes 664 amino acids. The transcript has a single exon.
AUGGAUGCAGCCAAGGGUGAGAAGCUGCUUUGCGGUCUCUUUGCGGCAGUGCUCGGUGUUGAUGAGCCAGCAGAGGGAUUGGCGGAGGUGUUGGCCAUAUUAUUUCACCGUGGCGUGGAUGAGGUGAUGCGAACCAUCUUGAAUAAACCAUCCUACGCCAAGUUGCGUACCGUCCUCAGCAGCAGGUUGAAUGACGAUAAUGUGGCAGGAGAUUCACUUUUGGAGUGGCUGCGUUUUCGUCCUUGUACUCUGUUCUCCCGUAUGGCGCCGGUGGAGGUCACCUACACGUUGACAGAGAUGGGGUUUGUGCGACCGUUUGUGGCACACUGCACUCUCCUGGGCGUGUCGCUGGCCUUGCAUGGGAGCCAGGCGUCAAGGGGGAUGCUACAGGCGUUAUGCCGCCUAUUCAGCUCUUCAGAUUGGCAUGACGGCGGCGAGGAAUCAACUAAGCAAUUGGCAGUGGAUGCAGAGAAGGCUGUAGCACGCUGCGUCGAGGAUGUGUGGUUGCCGUGUGAGGGGAUGGAACUUCCAGAAGUUCCUGCCAAUAUGGAGGCGAGGCAGCGUCUCACAGAGCGGGCAUACAGAACUGCACGGGAGCGCACGAGCGGGCUCCUCUCUGUGAAGGAGGCGGCGAAGUAUCUCGGUCUUCGUGCCAUCCGUGGACGCCGCGAUUUGUACCACUGUAAACGCUGCCCAGAUGGGCUGUUGGAUCGGACGCCACCGAACGCCGUACUAAAGUGUGGCCGCUGCCACUACAAUGCGGAGUUCGAGCUUCAGACGCACACCGACACGCGUCACGCAUGCGCUCUUCAUCAGUUCUCCGUGGUUUCUGGGCUACUUGACGCUUUCUCCGUCUCCCGUAGUUUCACGACGGCGUUUAUUCCCAGUGCGUGCCGUGAUGUCCUUCAAGUUCUUCGCCAGCUUCGGCACGCACGCAUGUUGCAGGUGUCUGGCGACUUCACUUCCGAUGCGGUAGGGAUCGGGAUCGACGUGUUGCUGUCGGGGCUGCCGGAGACGACGGUGUCGCUCUUGCGCCUACAGUCCGGCGCGACGGACACGACAGCGCUGAAGCGUCUCUUGGCGGUGGAUUCGAGUCGCGUGUGGUCGGCCAUGCUGCGGAGCCAUGUUCGGGAGCAGGUGCUGGACUGGUUCAGGACGGCGGCGGCGGGGGUCUCCACGGUACAGGCGAUGGUAAUGCCUGAGAUGCUGUUGGUGCUGGCGCUGCAGUCCCUCGCGAGGAACUUUGCCGGUGGCGGUGCCUACGCCAAGGACCUCCUCCUCGGUUGCACGCGAAGCCAAGAGACGUCUAUGCUGCGUUUCACCUGCGACGGACUUGUGAAGCUUAUUUACGCCGAGCGGCUGCUGGCGAAUCCCCUCACCCGGGCUUCGCUGGAUGCUUUUAUGGUGGAGUACGCAACCCCCAGCGGGAGCAGUGACUGCAGUGAACGGCGUAGCCGUAGCAGAAGCCUCCGCCGAAGAUGCCGGGAAGCAGAUGACAAUGACAGUAAUGCGUCAGGCUCAUCCACGUCUGUUAGCAUUGCUUCUGUGGCCCGCCGCGCCUGCGCGAGGAAGCGACGGCGACAGUCACCCUCCGCUUCUUAUUCCAGUGCCUCCACCGAGUCCGGCACGUCUUCAUCAUUUAGCUCGUGCUACUCCGACGACGACGAGGAGGAUAAAAACACGAUGUCCAACUUGAAGAGUGAGGCUGAGCGUGCCCGCCAGGAGACGAUAGAGUCUGAGGAGGUGCUGCGUCUGCGGUCAGUGCAGUAUUGGGCGGCGUACUGCGAGGUGUACGGCACCUGCAGCAUCGAGUCGCUGACGGUCAUGGUGGAGGAUGAGGAGAAUGGGAUGAGUAUUCUGCCACCUCCGCCGAACAGCUUCUGGGUAAGUGAGGUGAAGCGGGCAACACGAGAGGGCAUGCUACUGGUCACUGUGGCGGACGAGUUUCUCGCAAAAGUGAUGGCGUUGGCGGCAGCAACGCGUGUGAUCAAGUAA